This is a messenger RNA of Macrobrachium nipponense, 1706 nucleotides long. RefSeq lists its product as uncharacterized. The transcript has 6 exons. Bases 187 to 492 code for a protein of 101 amino acids. NCBI's taxonomy places the organism in Eukaryota, Metazoa, Arthropoda, Malacostraca, Decapoda, Palaemonidae. The record is from RefSeq and is a predicted model, not a curated record.
AAAGGUUCGAGUUCAAUAUCUCCAGUGUCAGCUUAACGCGUGUCGAGGGAAGGUGAAGAAAGAUCGCUGAUAAUCAGAGGGUUUGCCUUCGGCAAUCAAGGCGAGUGCAGUUUGAGCUCAGAAUAAUCGUUAACACACCCAGUGUUUACGUGUGUAGCAUGUUCUGACUCAUUGUGCUAUCAAACAAUGGCGAACGAAACAAGAAUGAAAUGCAGCCAGGAGACCACCACUCGAAUCGGACAUAGGCGCGACAAAGAUCUGGCAGUCUUCCAAGACUGGAAUCAUGGGACACUACUUUGUGCUAACUGCAGUCAACACCAUCAUACUAGAUUCAAAGAGUAUCCCUUCUAUACUCACAACACCAAACUAAAGAUGUUACAAGGAAGAACAGGGCUGGUUAUACUACUGAAACAUGAAGUGCUACAUUGGAACUUGUUUGAUCUUGUCUGCUGUCCUUAUUAUUGGGUCAGCGCUGAAAUGCUACAAAUGUGAUGGAAGCUGUACGAUUGUGGACUGUGAAGGCAGUUGUAUGAAUAUUACCACAACGCAAGGCAAUAAUUUGUUGACCCAGCAGAGAGAUUGUUGGCCAACAAAAGAAGAGAAUAAAUGUUCGAAAAGCGAAAUUCGUGGAAUUUUUAUGCAUACUUGUUAUUGCAAUACUAACGAAUGCAAUGCUGGUUCUGCUGCAAGUUUGUUUAAAUUACUGCUUGUUGUGCCUUUCAUUAUUCAGAGUGUUUUAUUUUUAUAGUAGUCAAGAGGUUAAAUCUGUGUUGUGAGCCUACAACCCCUGGUAACUACUGGAUAUGUUUGCACAUUCAUUGGGAGCAAGCAAUACUAUUUGAAGAUUAUGUUAACAAUAAACGCCGGUCUUUCAAAUCCUGAAACAUUUAUUAAUUGUAAAAUAAAUUGCUUCAUGUUUAUUCUAAGCUUAUGUGCCAAUUCUUAUAUUCUUAUAUUGUUUUUAUAGUUGCUUCUCAUCAACUUCCACAUCCUUUAAAUUUAUUCUUUCAAGCCUUAUUUCUCCCAAUUACAUUUUCAUUUCUAUCUUCUUUGAGGGUUUUAUGCCUUAAAAACAUCACACUACCAUUCAUUCACUAGGCUUUACUGAGUUGUAUAGUUGGCGAAUGACCAAUUGGCGUAGUUUCAUAAUUCAUUGUUCGUUAGGGAAAUAUUGCCAUAUGUAGGUGCCAGAUUAUUUACUUUUCAAUAAAUAUUUCGUUUCAAAGAUGUUUCACUUGAAAUAAAUUAGAAUUUAGUAGAUUUAUUUAACAUAUCAAAGAUAACUAUUCUGCAAAGUAAGGAAAAUAUACACCGACGGGUCCACGAAUUCUAAUUUUAUUCUCACGUAAAGCAACGUGGCAGCAAUGGCAUGUGGCAACGCUUUGCUCCCGCUAAAGUUUUGACCCAAUGUAUCGGCUCAGCAUUGGGGUUGCCGUCAGUUCAUCACCUAUAGCCGAUACAUAAUACAUUAAGCCUUUUAAUAUUCUUUAAUAGCAAAGGGCAAUUCAACUAAUUUUGUCCUUGAUCAAAAAAAUAAUUUGCAUGAUAUUUUGUAGGCCUAAACUUGACCUCAGAUUUUAACACCAGUUGUGGUAAAAUUAUAAUCUUCAUUGCUCCAAAUGGUCCAUUGAACAUAAUUUUCUUUAAGAUGGCAACAAAGGUAUGAAUUGUUGGCACUGGAAAUUAAUUACAAAAUAAGAAAUCAA